Messenger RNA from Colossoma macropomum (tambaqui), 2305 nucleotides. It is a transcript of the gene blvra, whose product is annotated as biliverdin reductase A. The transcript is spliced from 7 exons. Gene Ontology annotation, molecular function: zinc ion binding; biliverdin reductase [NAD(P)H] activity; nucleotide binding. Gene Ontology annotation, biological process: heme catabolic process. The record is from RefSeq and is a predicted model, not a curated record. Lineage: Eukaryota; Metazoa; Chordata; Actinopteri; Characiformes; Serrasalmidae. Bases 107 to 985 code for a protein of 292 amino acids.
CGCGUCCCAGCUCGAGGAAGUCCGCGAGUACGCAAGCUCGCACAAGAUCGAAUUGGGACGCAACCAAGGUCUUAUGAGGAGACUUGAACCAGCAAGUUAAGGUGACAUGUUGGGGUCCGUGGUAGUAGGUGUGGGCAUCGCCGGGUCUGUGAGGAUACGAGACCUGCUCGCUCCUCUGUCCUCCAGCGCUGCAGAAAAAUUCACCGUGAAGGGAUUUGUGUCCAGGAGGACGCUGCCGGAGCAGCACGGAGUCAAACAGAUCUCCGUUGACGAGGCUCUGAACAGGAAUGACAUUCAGGUGGCCUUCGUGUGCACAGAAAACUCCAGCCAUGAAGAGCACAUCAGGCAGUUUCUGAACGCGGGGAAGCAUGUGUGUGUGGAGUACCCGAUGGCCCUCAGCUACAGCUCUGCAGCUGAUCUGUGGGAUUUGGCCCAGCAGAAAGGCUUAGUUCUGCACGAGGAACAUAUCGAGCUCUUCACUCCAGACUACAAGCAGCUGAAGAAAGACAUAGCUGGGAAACAGCUGGAAGAGGGAAGCCUGCAUUUCACAGGAGGCUCCCUGAAGCCUGACUUUGGGUUCCCCUCCUUUAGCGGCAUCGCUCGUCUAACCUGGCUGGUCGACCUUUUUGGCAAACUCACUGUUAAGGAGGCAACGCUGGCUGAGGAUGAGGAGAAAAAGUAUAUGAAGUUGACUGCCCACUUCUUAACCAAGGAUCAGAAACCUCUCACCUGGAUCGAGGAGCGGGGUGUAGGCAUGGGCCGGGCCAAACACAUCCACCUGCGCUUCGACUCCUGCACCCUGACGGAGCUGCCGGCCGGUCAGAGGGAGCCCGUGGGCCUCUUCAUGCAGGACCUGGUGCUGUUCGGCCGCAAGCUGCAGGGCGAGGUGCCCACCGAGGAGCUGCAGGCAGAGCGGAGCCGAAUCCUCCACUGCCUGCAGCUCGCGGACAACAUCCAGCAGUUCUGUCAGAGCGCAGCGGCCUAAAACAUUCACUCCACACCAGGCCACCUCCAGCUGCUCGGUGACAAAGACGCACAAAAUUACCAGCCAAGGAGAGUUUAUACACACACAUCUUUGUCAGGUUUGCAGUGGCAUUUUUAGUUCAUUUGGGAUUUUAUUUUGGAUCAUCAUAUAGUUUUUUUUAUUUCUGUGAGAAAUCUGACACUUUCCUCUUAUCCCAAACGUAGUUUGUCAGCUGAGACAUUAGGUGUCAGCAGAAACUGUUACUUAUAAAAAUAGACAAAGGUAGAGAUGAAAUUCAGUCUUCAAGCUAAUGCUGUUUUUAGUUAUGCGAGGCACAUUUUUAUACAUAACAGUAUGUCAUACAGUGGAAGAAACCCCAUAAGCAAGUCUAUUUGAGAUUACUUAGCAACUUGACAGGGUUUGUGGUGAAUGAUUUAGCCAUGCAGUUAGCACAAGGCUAAUUGGUGGUGUACAUUAUGGAUGGGUAAUACGAAUAUUAUCACGAUAAAUUACGAUAAAUUAUGACACAAUUUGCAUGGUUUACAGUAGAAAUAUAAAAAUAGUACUGGCUAACUGCAUGUUUCAUUACAAAGAUAGCAUAAUUAGACUUUAAUCGAAUUUAGUUCAGUGCAAUAUGUGAAACAUUAAAUAAACAUUUUUUCCCACAUAUCAAACUCCAUGGAAACAUACAAAUGUCUUCAAAUAUCGUGGUAUUGUAUUUUUUCCAUGUCGUCCACCCCUACUGUACAUAAGCUUCCAUUACUUGUCAGCUACGUUAGCCUCAUAGCUCCAUUGCAAAACUAAAGAAGACACCAAACGUGGCUGAACUACUUUUGGGGUAGGAAGAGGGGAUCGUUUACAUUUUCACUGCACCACUCCUAUAAUACACCCUGUUACAGCUAAGUACUGCGAGUGAACUGAAUGCUUGAAUUUGUUUUUAUUUGAAUAACCAGAACAGUUCUGAAUUCAAAGUAACUGUUCAAUCCUCACCUGUGUAGCACAGAAUCAUUUGCAUUGUGAACUGUGUGAAUUGCAUUAUAUCUCUAAUUUCACCAUCAUAAAGGGAAGAGAAAAUUGCUAUGAAAGCAGUGCUGGCUGGCAGAUGUUCUGAACAGGCAGUUCCCAGACUGCAAGUGUUUAAAGUGGGGUUCUAUGACUAAAGAAAUUAGGGCUUGAAAAAUAUAUAUCGUUUGGCAGACAAUAUAGUCCGAUAUCAACAACCCACAUCGAUAUCAGUUUUAUCGAUAUCAGCAAAAAUUUUGCUGAUUGUUAGCAACUUUUUUGGUUGCAGCAUCACCGAAAUUCGGACUCUCCCACCAGGAGGGUAAGCCUGGCUUUACA